AUGUGUGGCAUUCUCCUACGGGUGUCACACAACCCUCCUGCUCCCCAUAUAUUCACCAGUACCUCAAACACCUCAUGGACAUGUCUGGACGAAGAAUUUAUAUUCUCCAACUUUAUUCAGCCGUCUUUGAAUGUACAGCUUUCUAUGGCCGAUGAAAGCAAAUUGAACAAUAUUGCGAGGUUGAAAGAGCUUCAGCUCCAGUUGAACAGUGCCAAGAACCAGAUAAAACAAACGGAAGAGUUUAAUCAAAAAAUAAUUUCAAUACAGAACGAAAUUGCAAAACUUCACGGCGAUUUUGAGGUUGUAGUAAGUGAAACAAAAAGCAAACAAGACGACGUUUUUGAGUCACUUGUGCCUUUGGUAGCCAGGAGAGGACCCAACUAUGUGGCUUACGAGCAGCAUGAAAAGGAAAAUUUGACAAUUCAGACCUUUUCUUCAGUCUUGUCACUAAGAAGCCCAUUUACUCCACAACCAGCUCACGUCCUGAAUUUGCUGGUCCAGUUCAAUGGAGAGCUCUACAACGCUGAGUGUAUGCUGUGUAACGAUACAGAGUUUUUGCGUGAGUUAUUAAAGAAGAACAUGGAGAAAAUUGGAAGAGAGAAGGGAAUUCUCCAUACCAUUGAGACUCUUGAAGGAGAAUUUGCAUUAUCCAUUUAUGACCCAGAAACCCAAAAGAUAUACUUUUGUAGAGAUAUCCUUGGUCGACGGUCGUUGGCAUUUCGUCAUAAUAGUGAAAGUGGAGAAUUUAUCUUGAGUUCAGUUGCAGACGACGGUUUUAAAGAAUGUGAGAGUAAAGCUGUUCAUGUUUUCUCGAUGAAAAACUUUAGGGUGGUAUCCAUUUCUCGUACUAACGACUAUUUCAGCAUGUUGAAACCUAACCUUGACCUUUCCAUGAACAAGCAAGAAAUAUCGACAGUCGUCGGUCUCGAAACUGUUCUCGAUAAAGCCUGCGCCAAGCGCCAAAGAACCAUCCACCCACUACACGCACAAGCAGAAGAAGCCAACUUGGCAAUCUUGUUCUCCGGAGGUCUCGACUGUACCGUUUUAGCGGGACUUAUAGCCAAGAACCGGAUUUUGACUGAGGGAAGUGGCCAUAUAGAUUUGCUCACUGUUGGGUUUGAGAAUCCAAGAACCGGUUUGGGAGCUCAUGAGUCUCCCGAUAGAAUGUUGAGUAAGAAAUCGUGGUUUCAUCUAGCCAAACUCUUUGACUCUCCACUGUCUCGGUUUCGAUUAGUAGAAGUCAAUGUCAGCUACAAAGAGUGGUUGGCUCAUCGCCAAGUUGUAAAGGACUUGAUGUACCCAGCGAGAACCGAAAUGGACCUAUCGAUUGCAAUUGCUUUCUACUUUGCCAGUCGAGGGGGUCCUGCAAGAAAAUGGGAGCUCAGAGACAAGCUGGUGGAAUGGAGUGAAUUCUGUAAUAAUGAGCCCAAUUACGCUACGGUGCAAGAAGACUAUGUUUCCAAUGCCAAGGUUCUAUUUUCCGGUUUGGGAGCAGAUGAGACGUUUGCAGGCUAUUCGAGGCACGAAGCGGUUCUUAAUGGUCUCGAAGAAGACUCUAGUUUGGAAGAUGUGAUUGAAGCUUAUACCAAGUUGAAUGAGCUGCUUCUUCACGAUAUAAAAGUUAUCGAGUCUCGAAACUUGGGGCGAGACGACAGAGUCAUUUCAUGCUGGGGUAAGGAGUUGCGGUAUCCAUACCUUGAUGAGGAAGUGGUGAAGUUUGUCACCAACGAGAUACCACCUCAUCUCAAAUUGCAUUAUAGCUGGGAGACCAGAAAGACAAAAAAAGGUUCCAAACGAGUCAAGGUUCCGGUCCGGAAGUACAUACUCAGGCAACUAGCUGUAAAGCUUGAAUUGAACUGGGUCGCUGACGAGUUGAAAAGGGCAAUUCAAUUUGGAGCCAAGAGCGCCAAAAUGGAAAUAGGACAGGGUCGAGCCAAGGGAACGGAUAGCAUAGAGUAG
Messenger RNA from Meyerozyma guilliermondii ATCC 6260, 1959 nucleotides. Its product is annotated as putative asparagine synthase. Gene Ontology annotation, molecular function: asparagine synthase (glutamine-hydrolyzing) activity. The record is from RefSeq and is a predicted model, not a curated record. Bases 1 to 1959 code for a protein of 652 amino acids. The transcript has a single exon. Lineage: Eukaryota; Fungi; Ascomycota; Pichiomycetes; Serinales; Debaryomycetaceae.